Mauremys reevesii (Reeves's turtle) is the source of this 1337-nucleotide messenger RNA. It is a transcript of the gene IL11, whose product is annotated as interleukin 11. Gene Ontology annotation, cellular component: cytoplasm. The transcript is spliced from 6 exons. The record is from RefSeq and is a predicted model, not a curated record. Gene Ontology annotation, molecular function: cytokine activity; growth factor activity. Bases 1 to 1029 code for a protein of 342 amino acids. Gene Ontology annotation, biological process: positive regulation of cell population proliferation; positive regulation of MAPK cascade. Lineage: Eukaryota; Metazoa; Chordata; Testudines; Geoemydidae.
AUGGCGUGUUUUAUGCGCGGGCGUGUGUAUGGACAUGCCCUGGGCAUGUCUGAGGCGGUAUCUGUAUUGAUCAUUUGCAAUCGGAACCCACCCGUCACGGGCCCGGGGGCCGAGUCCCGAGUCCGCGCUCGGUGGAGGAAGCGCGAGGGGCGAAGGAGAAACAGCGACAGGGAGCGAACCCGAGGAAAGGGGCAGAGCGAGGAGCGGAGGCCGGAGGCGGAGGGAGCCGGCCCGGCUGGGAGGCGAGGGCCGGAAGCCGUGGGCGAUGGGCUGGCCCCGGCCGGCGGGAAUGCACGGAAUCCGGCCGGCCCGUCUGGCCCCAGGAAUGCGGCCGGCCCCCGCCGGAGGAGAACCAGCGGCCCCCGGGGAAGGGGGGGCGCACUGGCCAGGGAGAGAACCCAGGAGUCCUGGCUCCCAGCCCCUGCUCUCAGCCCCCCUCUCUCUCCCCCCGCAGGCAAUGUGUGCCGGCUGCUGGUGGCGCUGCUGAGUCUGUGCGAGGGGCUGCGGGGGCUCCCUGCUCCCCGCCUGAAACCCUCAGACCCCCGGGCCGACUUCGACUCCAUCAUCAGCCUGGCCAAGAACCUGCUGAGUGACACCAAACACCUCUUCCAUCACUUCAAAUCCCGGUACCCGGCCGAGGGGGAGCACAAGAUGGACACGCUGCCCGUGCUGUCCAUGAGCGCCGUGGAGUUGGCCAACAUCCAGGUGCCCGGAGGCCUGGCACGGCUCAGCGCGGACCUGCAGAACUACCAGAAGCACCUGGAGUGGCUGCGCCGGGCGGGGCCUGUGCUGCGGCCCCUGGAGCCGGACUUGGGAGCCCUGCACGCCCGGCUGGAGCGGCUGGUCAAACGCCUGGAACACCUGAUGUCCAAACUGAACCUGCCCCGGCCCAGCGACCCGCUGCCCACGCUGCCCUCGCACGGCACCCACUGGGCGGUGGUGCAGGCCGGCCACGCCCUCUUCCACAGCCUGCACCUCUACCUGGACUGGGCCGCCCGCGCCCUGGUUCUGAUCCGCAACAAGCUGUGACGACCGGUGCGGUGGGGGGCCCUGCCCCGGGGACACUGGGGACCCCCAUCCAGCACUCCAGGGCACAGGGACCCUGCCCCCCAGGCAUGGCCUCCCCAGAGCCCUCCCACACCAACAGGGGGUGCGGGGACCCUGUCCCUGGCUGUGACCCCCCCAGGGCCCUCCCACACCAACAGGGGGUGCAGGGACCCUGUCCCCGGCAGUGACCCCCCCACACCAACAGGGGGUGCGGGGACCCUGUCCCCGGCUGUGACCCCCCAGGGCCCUCCCACACCAAUAGGGGGUGCGGAGACCCUGUCCCUGGCAGU